AUGCACCUCCCCGACAUCACAACCGCCUCCACCUUGGGCGCACAACCCCCGCCCGAGCAGGUAGACGUACUCAUCGUCGGCGGCGGGCCAGCCGGACUCACCGUCGCCGGGCAGCUGCUCCACCUUGCUCAGCGGGGGCGCGUUGCACUUGUUGAAGCCAAUGAGGAGCCGUGCGGCGGCUCGCGCCUGCCAAAGGCGCAGCUGAUCACCGCCCUGACCAUGGAGGUUUGGGGCGGAUGGGACGCGCGCCUGCCAGGCACAAUUCGAAGCCUGUGUCGGCUGAGCUCCGGGACGACGAUGGACGUCGUGUCCUGGGACUCCGCAAAGCGGGCCGCUCAAAGGGUUGGCAGCCUUCAGGCGCUGUCGGAGGGGGUUUCGCACGAGGCGUACGGUUGGGUGCAGCAGCCUCUCUACGAGGCUGCUCUGCGACGCCACCUCGCCGCCGCACCGCGCGAGUGCACGCUGACGGCCCACUAUGGUUAA
Molecule: messenger RNA, 483 nt
Organism: Emiliania huxleyi CCMP1516
Lineage: Eukaryota; Haptophyta; Isochrysidales; Noelaerhabdaceae
Exons: 2
Coding region: 1-483 (160 amino acids)
Molecular function (GO): FAD binding
Source: RefSeq, a predicted model, not a curated record